Pimephales promelas (fathead minnow) is the source of this 1307-nucleotide messenger RNA. The record is from RefSeq and is a predicted model, not a curated record. Lineage: Eukaryota; Metazoa; Chordata; Actinopteri; Cypriniformes; Leuciscidae.
GUGUAGAGGAUCAGGUGUCUUGAUGCUUCACAAUAUGUCAGACAAAGGGGUUUGCAAAGUCAUUGCCUUUUUAUGUCCAGAGGUGCAAUUCCAAUUAAUGCAAAAGAGAAUACUGACAGACAACAACGAGUGUAGGAAUAGCACAUUUACACAUCAGACAAACAUACAUGAAAGGAUGGAACCUUGCUAUCAUCAUCUUAUCUGACAAACAUUAAUUUCUCAUCAUGUUUUUGCAAGACCAGAGAGGAGAAGCAAAUGUACCUGCGGACAAUGUACCUGUAGCACCCGUAUAUACCAUUGGCCCUCAUCCAGGAAGAAAUGAAGUUUAUCCUACACCACCAGCAGGUUAUUUACCACCUCAAGUCCCAAUGGUCAUGCCAGUCCCAAACAGACCCCUUGGCUGUCCUCCAGGUCUGGAGUACCUGAUCCAGGUUGACCAGCUUCUAGUUCAUCAGAAAGUGGAACUAAUGGAAGUUCUCAUGGGAUGGGAGACCAAAAAUCAAUAUGUGGUGAAAAAUAGCUUAGGGCAACAGGUGUUUUUUGCUGCUGAGGAGAGUAAUUUCUGUACUCGUAUGAUGUGUGGAUCGGUGCGCUCCUUCCAGCUCCACAUCCAGAAUAGCAUGGGACAGGAGGUGAUGACUUUAUCCCGUCCCCUUAAUUGCAGUAGUUGUUGCUUCCCUUGCUGUCUGCAAGAGAUGGAGGUUCAGAGCCCUCCAGGCAGCCCUAUUGGUUAUGUUAUGCAAAGCUGGCAUCCUUUCCUGCCAAAGUUCACUGUUCAGAAUGAAAGGAAAGAACCCGUUCUGAAGAUUGUGGGGCCGUUCUGCGACUGCAAAUGUUGUUCUGAUGUUAUUUUUGAGGUGGUGUCACUGGAUGAGUCCUCAGCGAUUGGUCGAAUUAGCAAACAGUGGACGGGAUUUGAGGCAGAAGCAUUUACUGAUGCAGACAACUUUGGCCUACAAUUUCCAAUGGAUUUGGAUGUGAAAAUAAAAGCAGUUCUAUUAGCAGCCUGCUUUCUUAUUGUAAGAUUUCAUGUAUUUUGAGCACACUCAAAACCAAGAAUGAAACCAUCCUGUGUCCCCAUGAUGUCAUGUUGUUCUCGUCAGUCCCUGAUUAGCUUACCUUCCUCUACCUGUGCCUGUUUAGCUCCCUCCUCACUCAGUGUAUUUACACUCCCCGUUCUGUUCAUCCAUUGUCAGUUAUUGAAUGUGGUGGUCACGCUGUAUGAGUUACUUACCAGUGAACUUGAAUGCUAUUUGGAUCCUGCAUCAUUCGUCUUCCUUCCAAGUAAAGUUGUGACAUGUUCCCCA